This is a messenger RNA of Cucurbitaria berberidis CBS 394.84, 1419 nucleotides long. RefSeq lists its product as uncharacterized. The transcript is spliced from 6 exons. NCBI's taxonomy places the organism in Eukaryota, Fungi, Ascomycota, Dothideomycetes, Pleosporales, Cucurbitariaceae. The coding region runs from base 78 to 1178 and encodes 366 amino acids. Gene Ontology annotation, molecular function: arylformamidase activity. The record is from RefSeq and is a predicted model, not a curated record.
GUAUUUUGUGCUCUCAGGGGAAGAACCAGACCUCAACCCGACAUUUGACAUCGCCUUGCUACAAGAACAAAAUCAGGAUGACAGAGCCGAAGAAUACCGCGAGCCAGCGCUUGACGCAAAUCAAGGACUUCUUGACGAUGAACAAGACUGCAACAACAAUUCCUUGGGAUCCGAAUAGCACCAUCUUUCCCACGCGGAAAGAGCUUCCCAACAUUCCAGGCGCACCUGCAGAGGCGGCUUGGGUCUGGGGCGAAAAUGACUACAUCGGCCGUCUGAACUUGCUUACGCCUACUCGUGUGGCUGCGGCAGCCAAAGAGAUUAGGUCCGGCGAGAUUGUGCCCGUGAAUCUUCCUCUCAAUGUUCCCAAUCAGCCAGCAUUUGGACGCGAGACGUUCAAACAUGAGAUUAAGACCCUAGCUGAAGGCGUUGUAUAUGACGAUCUGUACUCUCUGAACACGCAGAGUGGAACUCAGUGGGAUGGAUUCCGACAUUUUGCUCACAUACCAAGUGGAUCUUUCUACAAUGGCACUAAAGGCAGCGACAUCACUGGCCCCACUGCAAACCACAAAUGCUCGAUUCACCACUGGGCUGAACAUGGGAUCGCUGGACGAGGUGUCUUGCUUGACUACAGAGGCUACGCUCACAAGAAAGGCAUUAACUACGACCCAUUUGACUAUUAUCCUAUUUCUUGGGAGGAGCUGUACCAAUGCGGUAAGGAUCAAGGUAUCGACAUCCGGCCUGCGGCUCAAGGUGGCGACAUUAAACCCGGUGACAUGUUGUUCAUCAGGAGCGGGUGGAAAGAGGCAUACGAUGGUAAGAGUGAUGAAGAUAGGUCAAAGGCUGCCCUCAGACACGGCACAGGGAAGGAUGGUGAAGACGGGCUCAGGUAUGCUGGACUGAGUCAAGAGCAGAAAAUUCUUGAUUGGUUGCAUGACAGUUACUUCGCUUCGGUAGCAGGCGAUGCUCCUGCAUUUGAAGCGUGGCCUACGCAUGAAGAUUAUCACCUCCAUGAGUACAUCCUUUCACUGUGGGGUAUGCCUCUGGGUGAGAUGCUUGAUCUUGAGAAGCUGGCGCAAACAUGUCACGAGAAGAACAGGUGGUUCUUUUUCUUCUCUUCAGCGCCGGCAAACUGUCCCGGUGGUGUGGGCUCACAUGUAAACGGCACCGCAAUCUUCUGAGAAGAGGCAAAGCAAGUAAACAGGUCUAUCUGAUUCUUCAAUCAAGCAACAGCCACUCGGUCAAACCAUCAUCGCUCUAGCUCUCUAAUCUCAAAUAACAACCGUUCAACCCAACUUCAUGCACUGGCGCAACUGUUCCCCAACAUUUCUUCGGGGUGAGAAGCAGUUUUCAAGCUUCCAACACGUGACUCCGGAAAUGCACCAGGGCAUGUCGUACACUUAUUGAAAUCGAACUCCGAAC